Condylura cristata (star-nosed mole) is the source of this 3001-nucleotide messenger RNA. RefSeq names its product otopetrin 1 (gene OTOP1). Gene Ontology annotation, molecular function: proton channel activity. The transcript is spliced from 6 exons. Gene Ontology annotation, biological process: proton transmembrane transport; inner ear morphogenesis. The coding region runs from base 17 to 2041 and encodes 674 amino acids. Lineage: Eukaryota; Metazoa; Chordata; Mammalia; Eulipotyphla; Talpidae. Gene Ontology annotation, cellular component: membrane. The record is from RefSeq and is a predicted model, not a curated record.
UCAGGGGUUGGGGGAAAUGCGGGAAGCGGGUGAGUUGGUCACCCUGCGGGGGGUGGGGGUGGGGGGGGGGGGAAUAGAAGGGCAGAAAGGGGGAGAGCCGACCUUGGAGAUUGACGAGUUGGGGGGCUGCUUGGCAGAGGGCGUGGGCCAAGGCAGGGCGACAGGCGGGCACGGGGAGGGCGCCCAACUAGGUGGGGGGCCCUCGAUGGUGCCUCAGGGCCCAGAGGCGCUGGCCCCCCCGUGGGCCUCGGGCGCUCCGAAUCCCGGGUCUUCAGCGACUGCCACCUGCCCGCCGCCCCGGCUCCCGGCCCCAGCGUCCCCUGAGGCGCCGGCCCCCCGCCGCGGCGCCGUCUGCGCCAGUGUCCCCCAGAAGCUGGCGGAGGCGCUGAGCAGCCAGUACGGGCUGAACGUGUUCGUGGCGGGGCUGCUGCUCCUGCUGGCCUGGGCCGUGCACGCCUCGGGCGUGGGCAAGAGCGACCUGCUCUGCUUCCUCACGGCGCUCAUGCUGCUGCAGCUGCUCUGGAUGCUGUGGUACGUGGGCCGCAGCUCCGCGCACCGCCGCCUCAUCCGCCUCAAGGACGCGCAGGCCGGCGCGCGCUGGCUCCGCGGCAGCAUCACGCUGUUUGCCGCCAUCACCGUCAUCCUGGGGUGCUUCAAAAUUGGGUACUUCGUUGGAUUUUCUGAAUGUUUAUCUGCCACGGAAGGCGUUUUCCCCGUCACGCAUGCGGUGCACACGCUGGUGCAGGUUUACUUCCUGUGGGGCCACGCGCAGGACAUCAUCCAGUCCUUCAAAACCCUGGAAAGGUUUGGGGUGAUCCACUCGGUGUUCACCAACCUGCUCCUGUGGGCCAACGGUGUCCUGAACGAGUCCAAGCACCAGCUCAACGAACAUAAGGAGCGGCUCAUCAUGCUGGGCUUCGGGAACAUAACCAUCGUGCUGGAUGACCACACGCCUCCGUGCAGCUGCACCCCCCUCACACUCUGCUCCGCCGUCUCCCAAGGGGUCUACUAUCUCUACCCUUUCAACAUAGAGUACCAGAUCCUCGCCUCCACCAUGUUCUACGUGCUGUGGAAAAACAUCGGGCGCAAGGUGGACAGCCACCAGCCCCCCUCCAGGCAGCUCAGGCUCCGCGGGGUGGCGCUGGGCUCGGCGCUGGGCCUGACCGUGCUGGCCGCCACCAUUGGGGUGGUGGCGGUGUAUCUGGCUCAGAUCGGCCGCUCCAAGACCAGGAGCGAGUCGGCGCUCACCAUGUUCUACCUGUAUGCCGUCACCUUGCUGGGUCUCAUGGCGGCCGCGGGCCUGCUGGGCAUCCAGAUUCACAGGACAGACGAGAGGUCCCUAGAUGAGUCCAAAAACCCGGCCCGCAAGCUGGACACGGAGCUCCUGGUGGGCACGGCCUCGGGCUCCUGGCUCAUCUCCUGGGGCUCCCUCUUGGCCAUCUUCUGCGCAGAAGCCCGCCCCCCGUACACCUGGUACAACCUGCCCUACUCCGUCCUGGUGAUCGUCGAGAAAUACAUCCAGAACGUCUUCAUCAUCGAGUCCACCCACCGGGAGCCCGAGAAGCUCCGGGAGGACGUCAGGACCCUGCGGGUGGUCACCGUCUGCGGCGGCCCGGCCUCCUGCCCCGCGCCCUCCUGCGGCCCCACCGGUGUGGCCCCCAUGGGUGGGAUGGCGGCCGGGGACGUGCUCCCCCGGGGCGGCCCGAGGCCCCCCGCAGCGAGUGUGCGGGAAGACGGCGGCAAAGAGGAAGAGGACGGGCCCGGGGAGGCGGCCCUGGGCGCAGCCUGCCACCCCCGUUUCCUCCAGGGCGACGCCAAGACGGCGGUCUUGAGGAACAUUGCAGCCUUUUUGUUCCUCUGCAAUAUUUCGCUUUGGAUACCUCCUGCCUUCGGCUGCCGCCCAGAGUAUGACAACGGGUUGGAGGAAAUUGUCUUUGGCUUUGAGCCCUGGAUAAUCGUGGUCAACCUGGCCAUGCCGUUCUCUAUUUUCUACCGCAUGCACGCAGCUGCCUCGCUCUUCGAGGUCUAUUGUAAAACCUAGUCCUGGCUCCGCAUGAAAGACGCGGAGGCCGUGAGGCGCCAUGUGCCACCUGCCCUCGCCAGGCUGGGUAAACACCGACCCACGCGGCCACGAGAGCCCUUUGUGUGUGUCACUGCUGCCCACCGCGCUGGGCGAAGGCAAACACCGCUGAGCAAGGUUGUCUCGCGGCUGGAGUCGAUUUUCAUCCAGUGCAGGGGAAGGAAUCUGAUCCAAGUCUGGAAAACAACUGCCCGGUGUCUUUCAUAGAAACCAUGUCCUGUCCCCCGCUGGUCACGCCCUAGCACCCGUCCCCCCCAACCCCCUCAAGUUGACCCUUCCCGGGGCUGACGGUGCAGAUCUGAUCCCAUUUUGUUUAUCCUGUACUUGCUGACGAGGUUUCAUUUCUGGAGCAAAGUUAUUUUUAUUUUCUGGAGAUGCCCGUGUGUGUGUGCCCAUUUCAAUAUAAAGAUAUUUCUCUCCCGCUCUUUGGGCUCAUUUUCGAUGGUGAUCAUUUUUUAGGUUUUCUAAAAAUAAAUUUUACAAUUUCUGCUCUCACUAUAAAUGUAGACGCGCUGAUCACUGGGAAUCUGGGCGGUUCAGAAGAGCGGAGAGAGCUCCAUCGCCCAGCGCGCUGUUGUACAAGUGACACCAGCUGGCAUCCAUCUGGCCUCCCGCUCGCCUCCCUCGCACUGCGCCGGACCUCCUGCCGGGUGACCGACCCGUCGGCCUCAUCGCAGGCUGCGACUCACAGGCUGGCUAGUGACUGUACCGCCGUGGGCUGUGGGCUUUAGGUUUGUGACUUUCUGUAUUUUUUUUUUUUAAGUGCCGUUGGGGAAAUCGCCAUGUCUGCAAAGCACAUCCUGCAUUUAGAAUGCGUCUCUGGGACAGACACUGAGAGUCAGCCUGCCUACCCCCAGCUCAGACAUAUUUUUAAAAAAUAGUAGAAUAGCUUAUUUUUACAUCGUUUUGUGCCUUUUCCCA